AUGCAUUAUUUUGACCUUAUCAGACUAAAAUCUGAGCAAGAGCAUCUCUUCCGUAAUAUUCAGAGAAAUGAGUACCACAACUUGUAUGGUUUUAUCAGUUCAAAGGGCUUGAAAAUUAUGAAUUUAGGAGAUGCCCUACCAGCCGCAGGUGUGGCUAAGGCUUUUGAGAGCGAUGAUGAUGAUGCUGUUGAUCCACAUCUUGAGCGCAUCAGAAAUGAAGCUGGUGAAAAUGAAAGUGACGAGGAGGAUGAAGAUUUUGUUGCUGAAAAAGACGAUGAAGGGUCUCCUACGGAUGAUUCUGGGGCAGAUGAUUCUGAUGCUAGCCAAAGUGAUGAUGAGAAAGAGAAGCCUCCCAAAAAGGAGCCUAAGAAGGAUAUGCCUUCUAGCUCUAAAGCAUCUACUUCUAAGAGGAAAUCAAGAGAUGCCGAUGAAGAUGGAAAGAAGAGAAAACCAAAGAAGAAAAAAGAUCCAAAUGCACCCAAGAGGGCGUUGUCUGGGUUCAUGUUCUAUUCCAGUGAUACUGAAGGUUCUGGAGUUUGA
This is a messenger RNA of Lathyrus sativus (Indian pea), 540 nucleotides long. The record is from the annotation of a GenBank genome assembly. Lineage: Eukaryota; Viridiplantae; Streptophyta; Magnoliopsida; Fabales; Fabaceae.